AUUAAGACCACGCCCUCUACUGAUCCCUGCGUCCACCCCGCUCUCGAUUCAAGAUGCCUCUAGAGAAAGGUAAAAGCAAAGGCAAUGCUAAGACUGGAGCCUCACAUGAUGAUCAACCGUACAGGAUGAAUGGGAUGGGCGAAUCUGCCAAGUUGGAGCUCAGGCGAAAGGUUGCAGAGAAAGAUGCAGUGAUCGAGGCACGAGAUCGCGAAAUUGAAACCCUGGGAGCCAACUUCGACAGCCUCCGAACUGAGAACGAGCGCCUCCACGCCGAGAACGAGUUGCCUCCGGAGGAUGAAAGAGCCCUCAUGACAUCCAACGCCAACAUCGAGCAGCUGCAAGAAAAUCUUUCGAACGUCGAAGCAGAGAAGAUUCGGAAUACGAAGGAAAAGGAUGCGACCAUUGAGCAGCUCAAUGACUGGUAUGAUAAUCUGGUUUCCAAGUUUGGAAUUACUGGCAGGCCGUGACCAUCUUUUGGGGCAGUUAGUACCUGGUUGGAACGAAAGGCCUGCGCCUGAGAAUGAUGGACAGGAAGCUGAAAGGGGAGAGGCUGCAGGGGGAGGUGAUUGAAGGAGACGAGUAGUCGGAACGAAGGCAAUAAUCUACCAUCAUAUUCGGGAGUGUCGUUUUGACGCGGUGAUGGCGUUGGAUGAUCUGAGAGCUUCAUGGAACAUAACAAAGAGGACUAGUGAGCAAGAUCUACGGGGCUUCAAACUAUGAGAUUGUCUGCGGCCGGCCUGCGGAGCUGCAAAGAUACAAAACUUACCCAGAUAGGCAGC
Messenger RNA from Mytilinidion resinicola, 779 nucleotides. RefSeq lists its product as uncharacterized. Lineage: Eukaryota; Fungi; Ascomycota; Dothideomycetes; Mytilinidiales; Mytilinidiaceae. Bases 54 to 467 code for a protein of 137 amino acids. The transcript has 2 exons. The record is from RefSeq and is a predicted model, not a curated record.